Messenger RNA from Cynoglossus semilaevis (tongue sole), 5465 nucleotides. Its product is annotated as sodium- and chloride-dependent betaine transporter-like. Gene Ontology annotation, molecular function: gamma-aminobutyric acid:sodium:chloride symporter activity. The coding region runs from base 1434 to 3158 and encodes 574 amino acids. Gene Ontology annotation, biological process: sodium ion transmembrane transport; amino acid transport; nitrogen compound transport. Lineage: Eukaryota; Metazoa; Chordata; Actinopteri; Pleuronectiformes; Cynoglossidae. Gene Ontology annotation, cellular component: plasma membrane; cell projection. The record is from RefSeq and is a predicted model, not a curated record. The transcript has 17 exons.
UUUUAAUAGUCUUGACGCUGUCCAGUCCAGGAUGUCCCUCUUCCUCUUCCCACUCUCGUCUUUUAUUUGCUUGGCUUAUGAGGACGUGCAGACAGACAAAUGUCCAGUAAAACCAGUAAAGAAACGAAGCAGCAACACAUUGUUUGGAGGAAUGGAGUAAUAGAUCAUUACAGUAUUUACUGUUAGAAGAAGGUAAAAAUAAAAAAUUAAAAUCAUUAAAUAAAAUACAUUAAUUUUGUGUUUAAGUUUAAUUUAAACAUUUUUAAAAGUGUUUAAACGAAGUGCGUUCUGAUUUUUCGUCACCAGGUGGCGAGUACCUUAAAUGAGCAAGGAAAGGUAAAUUUAAAUGCACGUCGGGCAUGAUUUUCUUUUCUUUAAAUGGCAAUCUAUAUUUAUAUGAAAAGUAUUUCAAAUCUAACAUAUUCAUUUAAAAUGGCAACAUUUUAAAUGUAACAAGUCAACCACACACAAGAGGAAACUUGGAUUUGUUUUAUCCUAACAAAUGUGAAGAAAUUCAAUUUAAAUCCAAGCUUUAGAAAUAAGAGCCAUGACAGCAUAGGAGGUUUGGUUUAAGGUUCUGUUCUCUAAACCUCACCGGGCUCGGGUCAACAAAACAUGAUUCUGAAAAUGAAAUCAGCAACACUAGCUUUAAGGACAACAGGUUUGUCUUAAUAUCUAGCAGUGGUAUUGUUUUGAUUAUAAAGCAUUUUAAAAAGGUGGUUUUUGCUCUUUAAACCCAGACUAGAAAGUAAUCCCUCGUGUGGAACACAGGUGAACCAAGAUGUGCCAAUCCAAAAAUACUGUAGCGUUUUAAAAAGAUGACUUUUACUUGUUGUCAUUUAAAAAAAAAAUGAAAUUGUGAUUCCCUGGCAUUGAACAAAAACAACAUUCUCCUCCAGGUUAUGUUUUCAGGCUAACAAAGGUGACAGGGCGUAGCUACAACACUUGUUGUCAUCUGGCUGCUGAUAAAACACUACCACUGUGUUAGCCUCACAUUAUCAGCUGUGGAAUGGCUGUUUGUGAGGCUGUAUUUUUGUUGACAUGACCCCAAACCCUUUAAGGCACAACAACAAACGUAGGCGUCAUACACUGUGACAGCACACUGCAAAAAAUAAUCCACACUACAUGACUAGAUAGAUAGGAGACCACACCCCACAGAGACUGGACCUCUUCUUAUCACCACCAACACAUUUCAACUGGACAGACUGAAGGAACAAACAGGAUUAUGAGCUGUUACAGUCAGAAUCUGUCACAGACACACGAAAUGGGAAAUAUUUAGCCUGGACUAGGAUGAUCUGAGUUUUUACAAACCCUGAACUGUGACUGAGGUAAAUCAUCCUGGGAGCUGGAGGAAUCGAAAGAAAAAAAAGAGCAAGGUUCAUCAAGAAAAACAAAGAUCAAAGGUCAAAACACAGCUCAGGUGAUCGGUCCGAAUGGAGCUUUCAACAAAUCCAGAGAAGAAACAGAUGAAAAAUGACAUCAUCCCAGCUCAGUUCUCCUCACAGUGUGGCAGCAGAGGUGAGUGGGCCAACAAAAAGGAGUUCAUCUUGGCAGUAAUCGGAGAAAUCAUCGGUCUGGGAAACGUCUGGAGAUUUCCAUAUUUGUGUUUCAAAAAUGGAGGAGGGGCUUUUCUCAUUCCUUAUUUUUUGUUCCUGUUCACGUGUGGAAUCCCCAUCUUCUUUCUGGAAAUGUCCAUGGGACAGAUGACUGGUCAGGGGGCCAUCACCUGCUGGAGGAAGAUCUGUCCUUUAAUUCAGGGUUUAGGCUACGGCAGUCAAAUAAUAAUGCUGUACACGGUCAUGUACUACAUCGUCAUCCUGGCCUGGGGCUUCUUCUAUCUCUUCUCCUCCUUCAGUUCUGAACUGCCCUGGGUCAGUUGUAACAACACCUGGAAUACAGGAAACUGUGUUGAAUUUCAUAUUAACGUUUCAUCAACUAAAAAUCUUUCUCAGACUGUGACGUCUUCAGUCGAAGAAUUCUGGCAGAGAAAAGUCCUGGGUUUGUCCGACAGCAUCGAAGAGCUGGGGGGGGUCCACUGGGACCUGGCUGGAUGUCUGCUGCUCAGCUGGGUUGUUUGUUACUUCUGUAUCUGGAAAGGAGUCAAGUCUUCAGGAAAGGUGGUCUACGUCACGGCGACGUUUCCAUACCUGAUGCUGUUUGUGCUGCUGAUCCGUGGCCUGACACUACCAGGAGCCGUGGACGGGAUUACACUUUAUCUUUCUCCCGACCUAACACAACUGGCUGAUCCACAGGUGUGGUUGGACGCUGGGAGCCAGGUGUUGUUUUCUUAUGCUGUGUGCACAGGCUGCAUGGUUUCCAUGGGGAGUUACAACAAAUACAACAAUGACUGCUACAGAGAUGCUUUCGCGCUGUGUCUGCUGAACAGUGCGACCAGCCUGGUAGCUGGUUUUGCAAUUUUCUCUGUUCUGGGAUUCAUGUCCCAUGAGUUGUCCGUGGACAUUACAGCAGUAGCAGAAUCAGGUCCUGGUCUGGCCUUCAUCGUCUACCCUCAGGCGGUGUCCAUGAUGCCUCUACCUCAGCUCUGGGCUGUUCUUUUCUUUCUGAUGAUCAUCUUUCUGGGACUGGACAGUCAGUUUGUCUACCUGGAAGGUCUGGUCACCUCCAUCUCAGACCUGUAUCCCUCCUUCUUCUACACCGGUCACAGACGUAAACUGCUGCUGCUGUCUGUCUGCGUCCUUUCCUUCCUGGUGGGCCUCUCUAUGGUCACAGAGGGAGGACUGUAUGUAUUCCAGCUGUUCGACUACUACGCCUGCAACGGCAUCCCGCUCUUGGUGUUUGCCAUUUUGGAAUCCUGUUGUAUCGGAUGGGUGUAUGGUGCUGACCCGUACUACAAUAACAUUGAGAACAUGAUUGGGUACAGACCAUCAGCCUACAUGAAAAUAUGUUGGAAGUUCUUGACACCUUGUGUGUCUGCAGGCGUUUUACUUUUCUCUAUGAUCAAAUUCACGCCCCUGAGAUACAACGACACCUACGAGUAUCCACGGUGGGCCCUCGCUGUCGGCCUCUGUCUGGGCUUCUCUUCAGUCAUCAUGGUUCCACUGUGGUGCUUCUACAGUCUGGCUCGAAAACGGGGGGAACUGAAACAUAGCACCAGUGAUGAUCCCUCCUCUGGAGAACCUCCACAGAGGACCAGAUAAGAUGGCGCUCUGGUUAUGAUGAAAGGCAGGAGAGAGGAGGAGAGGCAGAUGUUAAAACUUCUAUAACAUACUCUUGUUUGGAAAUUCAACAUGGACCCAGCGCUAGGAGAAAAAUGGGACAAGGUGUGUGUGUGUGUGUCUGUUGAGAAGCCUUAAAGUGUGUGACAAGCAUGAUAAAUGCAGCAGGCGCUAACACCAGUAUGGAAAAAGACAAGGAUACCUUUGUCUUGUCACAAUAAUCCUAAUCUGUUUGAAGAUUGGGAAACAAAGAGAGGAAGUGGAGAAAGAGAGAGGACGGGAUUGCGGUGAGUAGUGAUGAAUGUUGCUACAUCAGAAACACGACUCGCCGUGAUGUUUCUCUCUAAUGACCUGAUUGCUCAAUUAAUUCUGCGGCCCAUUCUCCGUCGACCCCCUUUAAUGUGGAAUAGGCUAUAUUUCCUCCCAGAUUAGUAUAGAUACACGCUGACAGUCCGCACUGCUCAAGGUAUUUGGGAGGUAUAAUUCAUUCAUAAUGCCACAAUGUGGCCCAUCUAUCAUCUCAGCUUUCUCCAUCCACUAACUCGCCGCUUGCUCCCUCCUCUCAUUCCAGGCUGGCUCUUCUGGGGGUAGAAAAGAGGAGACGGGGGAGGGAGAGGGGGAGGGUGGAGGGGAGAAACUCAACCAUAAAUGAUGUGUGUGUGCGUGUGUGUGUUUUGUAUGUGUGCAUGAAUAUAAAGGUUGAAGUAUGAGAUGUGUUAGGAUAUGAAGUGUGUGUGUGUGGGAGGGAGUGGGUGUGUGUUUCACGGGGAGGUGGUGGUGGCGAGGCGUGCAAGGUUGUGAGGUCGGCAGCCUCUCUUCUUCUGAUGAAUUAGCUGGCAUAUGCACGCGAUGAAUUACCAGGCAAAAGGAGUCAAUUAUCCAAAGAUGAAGAAGAAGAAGAAGAAAAAGAAGAAGAAGAAGAAGAAGGUGAAACGCAGAUGAUGCUCCUGUGGCCUCGGGGCCCUUUUUCAAUUCAGGGAGUGAUUUUACCAAAAUGUAGAGACGAGAAGCAGCCUAGAAGGAGGGAGAUGAGGGAUCAUGAGGAGGGAAAAAAAACCGAAAGAAUAAAUGAAAGUAUGCAGUGGAUAUAAAAAAAGUCCACAGCAUUUUCAAAUGUCAGCUCUUUAUCAAGUUGAAAAGAUAGAGUAUUUUUAAAAUUUCAAAACACAUUCAUCGUCUAUCUUUUACUUCUAUCUGACACCUAUAAUCUAUAAAUUAUAAUAAAAAAAAUGUGUUACUUUUUAACUCCUUAUAAUGCAGUUUUAUCAGGUUACUACAGUAUUUUGUAUUUGUCAGCAUUGAGCAGAUUCCCUUGUCAGGCCUGUAGGUGGUGCUAAGGGCUUCUUCCAUGAUUUCAAUUUAGUGCCUUGAUUGUUUCACCUAAAUCUAAUCCUGUUCACUGUCUUUGUACAAAGACAUAGAAAAAGUUUUUUUUCCCAGUGAAUAGAAAUUGUUGUACAGAAUAUGAAAAAGAAAUGCACAUCAAAAAACACCCCAGCAUCUAGCAUGUAAGUGGUGCUUAAUGGGCAUGCCAGCAGGUGAAAAACUAGCUGCUAACAGACACUGUUCCUCCGUUUGUUUGGGUUACAGUUUUAGGAGGGCGGUGGUGGAGUUUAUGUCAGAAUGUAUCCAGAGGUUUAUUUAUUUUUUUAAUAAAUAAAUUGGACUCAAAUUGAAAUAUGAAAAUCUGAUAAUAGGCAUUUUAGCAUCAAUAUGGGACAUAAUAAAAACCUGACAUUUCAUCAUGGCUGAGGAGACUUCUCUCUCUUUUUUCUCCCCCUCUCCACCUCCAUCAAACACAGAAGGCAAAGUGUGGUGUAAAAAUGCAAAAGGCUAUUAUCAGGCCUUGGGAGUGCACUGACGCCACUUAUGAUGGAUGAGAGUGGGAUUUAAAAAGGCCUCCUGUCAAACACUCAGCCUAACUGCUCUCCUCACUCCUCUCUUGGCUCAAACUGGCCUAAAUGGAAGGCAGUUGUAAUAUAUUGAGGUGGGCGUGCUCAUGUACUCACUGCGUCCCCUGCUGUUUUCUUCUUUGGCAUUUCAUUUUCUCAGCUCUCCUGGAGGACAGAGGGGGAGAUGGAGAAUUUGUGGUUAAUAAUAUUACUGAGAAGGUGUAGUGGUGACAUCAUCAGCUGUCCAGGUGACACUGGUCAGCAGAGGCACGGGGGAAAGGAACACCAAUGGCUGGGAUCUGACUAUUCCUGACGUAUCCAAAGUCUGGCCCGGUGGACCACUAAUGACAAAAUGACAUGUUUUUUAUGAGAAAUAAAGACUCUUUCACUGAAUUUA